AUGCUAGUUGGAUUAAAUGGUAAAGCGACAAAAAUGAUAUUUUUGGUUGAUUUUGGAAUGUGUCGAACAUAUAUUCGAAAAAAUAUGAACGGAUCAAUAGCAAUUCGGCCAGAACGAGAAAAAGCAUUUGUUCGUGGCAUUUUAAGAUAUUGCUCAUUACGUGUUCACAAACGGCAAGACGUCUGUCGAGCAGAUGAUCUUUGGUCACUUGUUUAUAUUCUUAUCGACUUAACUGUUGGGCUUCCGUGGCGUGAUAUUAAAGUAGAAAAGCCAGUAGCAGAGCAGAAGGAAACAAUUAGCGAUGCAAAAUUAUUUAAUGGUUGUCCGGAAGAAUGGAUUAAAAUAAUGGAACAUAUUCGAUCGUUACGUUACAAUUCACGUCCGAAUUAUAAGUUAAUAUAUGAUUACUUACAAGAAACAUUGGUCCGAUUUCAGAUUUCCUAUUCAGAUCCAUGGGAUUGGGAUCUUGUGGUUCUACCGGAAGUACAACAUACAACUGAAACUCGAUCAGAGCUAAAGAAUCCAUUUCAACAAAUUAUUAACGCAUUACAGAGUUCUUUUUCCUUGAAUUCAGCGCUAUCAACUAAACAGCAAUCUGCGACUCAGCCGCUUAGCAAGCAAAGACGUUUGUUAGCCAUGGAAUAUGAUCCAUCAUUUCCGACAACAAAUCCAGCAAAUUUUGAAAAAAACGAUAUCGGAAUUUGA
Molecule: messenger RNA, 705 nt
Organism: Acanthocheilonema viteae
Lineage: Eukaryota; Metazoa; Nematoda; Chromadorea; Rhabditida; Onchocercidae
Source: the annotation of a GenBank genome assembly